This is a messenger RNA of Dicentrarchus labrax (European seabass), 5399 nucleotides long. It is a transcript of the gene pomgnt1, whose product is annotated as protein O-linked mannose N-acetylglucosaminyltransferase 1 (beta 1,2-). Gene Ontology annotation, biological process: protein O-linked glycosylation via N-acetylgalactosamine. Bases 353 to 2314 code for a protein of 653 amino acids. Gene Ontology annotation, molecular function: beta-1,3-galactosyl-O-glycosyl-glycoprotein beta-1,3-N-acetylglucosaminyltransferase activity. The transcript is spliced from 21 exons. Lineage: Eukaryota; Metazoa; Chordata; Actinopteri; Moronidae. The record is from RefSeq and is a predicted model, not a curated record. Gene Ontology annotation, cellular component: Golgi membrane.
AUGACGCCGGUUGCCCUGCGACAGAGACACGGUGCAUGUAGCAUGUAGCAUGUAGCACGCAGCUAGAAGCCACUUUAACAGGAUAUCGCUGCUGUCUGCGACAUAAAAGCGACAACGCGAGUUCCUCUGCGAGCAACUGAGUUACCGCCUCCACAGAAAGGCGCCCAGUGGCGGCACUGUGGGCCAGAAGCUCCCGGUUACCGAGCUGGUGUCCGCCGGUUAGCCGUCGGUAGCUGCUGUCGCUGUUUCCAGGUAACCAGGUGACCAGGUGACUAUGUGACAGCCAGCGCGUGGGUCGGUGGCUGUUGUGUGGAGCAGUGCAUGACCGCAGGUGGAGGAGGGCAGGUGGAGGAUGGAGACCUGGACCCCCAAUCCCCGAGCCAAGCCCUUCAUCCCCCGCCAGCAGAGGAGCCUCUACCUCACCUGGAAGUACAAGCUGACCAACAAGAGGACGAUCCGCAGGUUGUGUCAGGCUGGCGCUGUCCUCUUUCUGCUGAUUACGGUCAUAGUCAACAUUAAACUCAUCUUGGACACCAGGAGAGUAGCGAAUGAAGACGCAGCAGCUCAAGAAUACGAGGACGCAGUACCCAACAUGGAGACGCCACGCAGGCCGCCUAAUGGACGCAAGGUUCUGGACAUCGAGGUGUACUCCAGCCGGUCCAAGGUCUACGUGGCGGUGGACGGCACCACUGUGUUGGAGGAUGACAUACGGGAGCAGGGACGAGGCAUCCACGUGAUAGUUCUGAACCAGGCAACUGGUCAUGUGAUGGCCAAGAGGAUAUUUGACACCUACUCUCCCCAUGAAGAUGAAGCCAUGAUCCUCUUCCUCAACAUGGUGACCCGGGGUCGAGUCCUCAUCUUCACCAUAAAGGACGAAGGUACGUUCCACCUGAAGGAUGCUGCUAAGAACCUGCUGAAGAGUCUGGGCAGCCAGGUGUCUCUCAACCUCAGCUGGAGGGACAUGUGGACCCUGGUGGUGAAGAAAGGAGGUCAGGUGUAUGGAGAGAAGCACUCAAAGUCUCCAGCUCUGUCCACCUGGGGAGACCCGGUCCUGCUGAAGACUGAGGUGCAGCUCACCGCCUCUGAAGAGGCAGAGUGCCACUGGGCAGACACCGAGCUGAACAGGAGGAGGAAGAUCUUCUGCGGCAAAGUGGAAGGAUACGGCAGCAUCUGCAGCUGCAAAGACCCGGCGCCCAUCGAGUUCAACCCGGACCCCCUGCCCGUCAAUAACGUCUUCAGUGUCCCUGUGGCCGUCAUAGCAGGGAACAGACCCAACUAUCUCUACAGGAUGCUGCGGUCACUCCUUUCAGCUCACGGCGUCAACCCGCAGAUGAUCACAGUCUUCAUUGAUGGAUAUUAUGAGGAGCCUAUGGAUGUCGUAGAGCUGUUUGGACUGAAGGGAGUUCAGCACACACCCAUCAGCAUCAAGAACGCCAGAGUGUCCCAGCACUACAAGGCGAGUCUGACUGCGACCUUCAACCUUCACCCAGAGGCCAGCUUUGCCAUCGUCCUAGAAGAAGACCUGGACAUCUCCAUCGACUUCUUCAGUUUUCUGAGUCAGACCGUCCACCUGUUGAAUGAGGACGAGAGCCUUUACUGUAUCUCCGCCUGGAACGACCAGGGCUACGAGCACACAGCGGAGGACCCGGCCCUGCUGUACAGAGUGGAGAGUAUGCCCGGCCUGGGCUGGGUGCUGAAGAAGACCCUCUACAAGGACGAACUGGAGCCAAAGUGGCCGACACCUGAGAAGCUAUGGGACUGGGACAUGUGGAUGCGAAUGCCGGAGCAGCGGAAAGGCCGAGAGUGCAUCAUCCCCGACGUGUCGCGAUCUUACCACUUCGGCAUCAUCGGCCUUAACAUGAACGGCUACUUCCAUGAGGUAUAUUUCAAGAAGCACAAGUUCAACACUGUUCCCAAUGUGCAGCUAAAGAAUGUUGACAGCUUAAAGAAGGAUGCUUAUGAAGUGGAGAUCCAGAACCUGCUGAAGGAAGCGGAGGUGCUGGACCACACUAAGAACCCGUGUGACGACUCGUUCCUGCCGGACUCUGAGGGGAAGACCUACGUCAUGUUCAUUAAGAUGGAGACAGAGACGGACACAUCCACCUGGACAGAGCUCGCCAAGUGCCUCCAUGUUUGGGACCUGGAUGUUCGGGGAAACCACAGAGGCCUGUGGAGGCUCUUCAGAAAAAGGAAUCAGGUCCUGGUGGUGGCGGUGCCAAUCUCCCCAUACUCGGUGAAGAAACCAGCCGCUGUCACUCCCAUUCACUUAGAGCCUCCGCCCAAAGAAGAGGGAGCCCCGGUGGAGCAGAUGUAGACCUGAUGUUACACCCACGAACAACCAGCCCAGGCCUUAUCUCUUGUCCUCUCUCCACCAACAACCACUAAUAAUCCAGCCUGGGACCCACAACUACAACACUGACUUUUCCUAGAUGUUGAAGGUACGAGAGGAUACCUGGGAAAUGGAGUCCUGACUUUUUUUUUCUUCCUUUUUCUUUUUCAAACUAAAGAGGGAUUAACACUACAAACAAACUGAACUACGAAAUCCGUCCAACAGCUCGAGGAGGAGCGGCGACACUAAAACCAGUUUCGGUUAAAACGCGAAAAACAACCAAAACCGUACGUGACGGUAGACAGCUGCCUUUUUCCGUUUCCAUGACGACUGGGUUGAUCCGCAGCCUGUUGAGUUUCAGUUCGAGCUGCGACUUCUCAACAAGAACGGUAGAAAAAUGACACAAACACACGUUUUCUGCUUGGUUUGUUGUGUUUUUUCACUACUGAGUGCUUUGACCAUUUUGUACAUACGUUUUAACUUAUCUCUAUUUAUUUUACAUCUGUCAAUCAAAAUGGUGGUUUGGUGGUUUGCAUUUUGUUUUUUUUAAAAGAUCCACUUUUAUCAAGAUAAAUGCAUUUUUUAAGAGCCUAACGUUUACAGAUACUGAAAUAAUAAUGUAUAUACACGCGUAUAUAUUUUUUGAUGAAAAAUCUAAAGGGUCAGCAUAUUUUUCGGCAUUAGAUAUUGAGUUUGAGUGAAAGAGUUGAUAACAGCCCUGUGGGUUUUUACUAUUAUUGACUGCUUGGGUCAGUUGCCUCGUAUCAGGUUUUAUGAGGGAAAUUCAAUGGUGGCUGAAAGGGACAAAAAUGUAAACAUAUUCACAGAUUUAGCAGCAAACUCUGCGAUUAGAAACAUGGUAAACACCGUAAUGUGUACUCUGAUUGUACCGCAGUGAUUCUUUCCACUGACAGAAAAAACUAUCCAUCUUUGUUCAGAUACUUCCUGAUUUAAAUUAGUUUAAAUCCAGUUUGUGGCUAGCUUUAUGUCAUAAAAAGUUAUUUCUUAAAGUUAGGUACCAGGAAGAGUAAAACAAGUAUUUUUUGUGCCCGUAUUGAAAGUCCUCAAAAUCAGCAUUGAAAAUUUUUACAUUUACAAAAUAAGUGGAAAAUCAAAGUUUUAUACUAAAUUCAGUUUGUAAUUUUAUUAUUUUCUUCAAAUGUUGCUUUUAUUCUUAAAAAAAAAAAAACCCAAGACUCACUCACUGCAGCGUCGUACUUUCUACGUUCCUGAAUGCAGCGUUUGUGUCAAACCUGUGAACAAUGAGCUCGUUCUCUCAGUGUGCAGUUUUGGCUUCUCUCAGCCACCAUAGAGCUGGAGGCUCUAUCACUUGAACAGAAAGCAGCGACUUUAGCCGCGUUGCACGCUCGUCAUAGAGGCAGAAUACACAAAGCCCAUCUGGGUGUUUGCAGGCUACAGCUAACUGUCAGACUGCUUCAUGUGUGACUUUAAUCCACAGCUGUCACUGACCAGAAAACAACAGCGGUAACUCGUCUUUGUUGCGUCUAACGAUGUGAGCAAUGUGUUUGUUAUUUGCCUUAUUGUUUCGUUGUGUCCUUCAUCGUGCUGGAAGUGUUGGGAGGUUUGUUCUAACAUAUCACCUGCUAGUUGAACAACCAGACCGAUACUCUGAGACGAUGAAAUGGUGAAAAUCUUUCCACAGAAACGAAGUGUGAUUGCUGCUAUUGUAUUCGGUCCAUUGUUUCAAGAUCAACUUAGAUACCUUUUCAAAAUAAGAGUUUUUCUCAUUGUCUAGACGUAAGAGAUACAUUAUGAUUCUGUGGUUCUCAUUGAAUUUUGAAACAAUUGAAUUAUCUUGUUAUCUGGAGAUUAAAGACUAGUCAUUCUAAUAAUUAAUCCAGAUUUCCUAAUUAAGAGAUAAGGUCUUAGUUACUUGACAACAUCUCCUCUGUAUUCUUUGAUGAAUGCAGAAUGUUCUCUACAACUGACCUCAAACACUAAAAUCAUGGAUGAAUUAUUUCCUACCACAGUUAAUUUAAAAGGGACUGAUAAUCAGUAAUAAGCUGUUUAUAAAGACUUAAUAACACCAUUAUAUAACAGACAGAAGUGUUUAAUAAUGUCAGUAAAAAAAACCUGAAGCAUCUGUCCAUUUUUCUUUACAUAAAAACAAUCAGUUUGACCUUUUUGUCUUCAGUAUUUGUUUAUACAGUGGUUACAGAUGCUUCAUUGAUUAGUAAUGUAUUUGACAAUAACUAAACACUUAUUGAAAGUUCUGCUUCCAAGGAAAUUACAGUGUUACAGAUAUCCAUCAAUGGUUAAUAUACUGCUUAAUAUAUAGGUAUUAAUUGGGGGAUUAUAUCUGCGCCCAUCCCAUCUGUGUUCUGACCAUUUCAAAGUGUUUUUAUGUGAGGAGGAGAGUCCGUUUCACCUACUUCACCCUGGCUUUUAAUUGAUUUCCAGCUGACGUUACACUGUACCGACUAAAUGAAUGAGUGUGUGUGCAUCACGUUUCAAUGCAGCUCGAUCAGUAUUUGCAGAGUGGUUCGGUUUCAAUGUUUGUGAAAAACCACACAUGUGCAUUCAGAUAACCCUGGCUGAGAGAACCGCUUAUUCAGCAGUAUUACAACCCGUGUCGUGACUGAAAUAACAUCCGUUUGUGUCCUGGAAAUUUCUGUUUGGUUUUAAGAAAAUGAAGAUGUAGAAUCUGCCCAUUUUUAAAAAAAACUACUGAUUCAUUUCAGUCUGGUUUUUGUACGCGUGCUUGUCUGUGAAAUCGAAAGAGUAAAACUAAACCACUGUCCCCGAGCAAUACAGUUGAUUUUAUUGAAUGCUGUGAGAUCAUUCUGAAAAUCCUGGUGUGUGUGUGUGUGUGUGUGUGUGUGUGUGUGUGUGUGUGUGUGUGUGUGUGUGUGUGUGUGUGUGUGUGUGUGUGUGUGUGUGUGUGUGUGUGUGUGUGUUUUUUUUUUUGUGUGUGUGUGUGUGUGUGUGUGUGUGUGUGUGUGUGUGUGUGUGUGUGUGUGACAAUGAGAAUCUGUGGACAUACUGUAAGUUUUUGAGUUUCUUUAUCUUUUGUCAUGGAAAUGAAUAAAGAUGAUUUUUUUCCUGAGAA